Messenger RNA from Anopheles marshallii, 1134 nucleotides. RefSeq names its product alcohol dehydrogenase class-3 (gene Fdh). Bases 1 to 1134 code for a protein of 377 amino acids. NCBI's taxonomy places the organism in Eukaryota, Metazoa, Arthropoda, Insecta, Diptera, Culicidae. The transcript has 2 exons. Gene Ontology annotation, molecular function: zinc ion binding; S-(hydroxymethyl)glutathione dehydrogenase [NAD(P)+] activity. Gene Ontology annotation, biological process: formaldehyde catabolic process. Gene Ontology annotation, cellular component: cytosol. The record is from RefSeq and is a predicted model, not a curated record.
AUGGCUUCAACCGUUGGUCUGGUGAUCAAGUGCAAGGCAGCCGUUGCAUGGGAACCAAAGAAACCGCUCGUGAUCGAAACCAUUGAGGUUGCACCUCCCAAGACAGGCGAGGUUCGCAUUAAAGUGGCAGCAUCUGGUGUGUGCCAUACGGAUGCGUACACGCUAGGUGGGUUAGACUCGGAAGGACUCUUUCCGGUGAUUCUUGGGCACGAAGGUGCUGGGGUUGUAGAGAGUGUGGGCGAGGGUGUAACUAAAUUUCAACCGGGUGACCAUGUAAUACCGUUGUACAUUCCGCAAUGUUUCGAUUGUCGGUUCUGUAAGAGCUCGAAAACGAACCUCUGUCCGAAGGUACGCGCUACUCAGGGGAAGGGUGUUAUGCCUGACGGUACGACACGGUUUACUUGCAACGGAAAACCAAUUUACCAUUUCAUGGGGACGUCAACGUUCUCCGAGUACACCGUGGUAGCUGAAGUAUCGCUGGCGAAAAUUGACGCCAGCGCUGCGUUGGAGAAGGUGUGUUUGCUUGGCUGCGGUAUACCUACCGGUUACGGAGCCGCGCUUAACACGGCGAAAGUCGAGCCUGGCAGUUCCUGUGCUGUAUGGGGUCUGGGUGCAGUUGGUCUGGCGGUCGUGAUGGGCUGUAAAGCGGCUGGAGCAAGCCGAAUUAUUGGAGUCGACAUUAAUCCGGCCAAGUUUGAGGUUGCGAAACAUUUCGGCUGCACCGAGUUUGUCAAUCCGAACGACUUCGAAGAACCCAUUCAACAAGUGUUGGUCGCGAAAACUGAUGGUGGAUUAGAUUACACGUUUGAGUGUGUUGGCAACGUUAAUACGAUGCGUGCUGCAUUGGAGUCAUGUACCCGUGGCUGGGGUGUUUCGGUGAUCGUUGGCGUUGCCGAGGCUGGCAAGGAAAUUGCUACGCGUCCGUUCCAGCUAGUCACCGGACGUACCUGGAAGGGAACGGCUUUUGGUGGAUGGAAAAGCGUAGAAAGUGUGCCGAAGCUGGUCGAUCAGUAUCUGCAGAAGCAGCUGAAGGUGGAUGAAUUUAUCACACACAAUAUGGGGCUGGACAAGAUCAACGACGCAUUUACGCUGAUGCAUGAAGGCAAAAGCAUUCGCUCCGUGGUGAACAUGUAA